AUGGCGGAAAGCACCCCCCAGCCUGAAGCCGUUGCGGCCAAGCUGGAAACCCAAUGCAGCAUCUCUGCCGCCUCUGCCAACUCCGCCAACUCCGCCAACUCCUCUGGCGACGAAAGCCGUGACGAAAGCCAGAAAAGCGACAAGGACAAGGACAAGAUGGCGCGCCACAACACUAGCAGACCGUUCCCGCCUCGACGCCCUGAGCUCGAUCUGAGUGCCAUGCUGAACCUUGAACAGUCGAAGCAGCUACAAGUUCUCGUCCAAUCCGUUCUAGACAGCAUGCAGGAGCACAUCCGCGAACCCCUCGACAAUCUAUCGGUCAUCGACAUGUCGCCCGACGAGGGAAUCAAGCCCCCGCGGGCCAUUGUCACCUCUAUACCCAACCCUCGCAGUGAGAAGUACCGCGCCCAGUAUGGCGACAUCGGCCUGCCCGCUGUGAAGCCCGACUUCGAAGACCGCGACCUCCUCCGAAAGAUCAUGAAGUCUGUUCCGCCCCCUAUUGACAGCACCACGACACCGCAGCCCACACUCUUCCUCCCCAAGUCAGCCGAGGAAGCUUCCGCUAUGUCCGGGAAGACGCAGAACGAGAUCGUCAUGUCCAGCCUGUCGGAGCUGAAGCGAGAUGUGCUGGCACAGUUUGGCAAGUGGCGUAUCGUCGUGACCCGCCGAGUAAACGACAUAGUCAUCAAGAAUGGAGGAACCGGAGGCAACGUUGUUCGCCAGGGACCACAACAUGCAUCAGGUAAUGCCAGACGGGUCGGUAAUGCCGCAGGAGGAAGACCAGCCAGGCCUCCUGAACUGGGUGUUUCUAGUAACCUUUCCAAUACCGCUCUGGUUAAUCUUCACCCUCCCUUGUACACUGCGUUGACCAGUUUGCCCAAGGAGAAGCGCGCGUUGAUCUUGCAUUCCAUGAUGCUGCUGCUUCUGGGACUGGACCAAUACUCUUCCCACACCCGCACUGUUCUGCUGAAGAUUGCUUCUUCUUUGCAUAUCCCCGCACACGUUCUAUUGCAAGACGAGUACAGAGUCUCUCAGGCUCUUGCUCAGAUUGUCAAGGGAAUAUCCGCCGAAGAAGUUGCCCGCAAACGAGCGGAAGAGGGCAAGCCUCCCAAACGCUGGAGAGGUGCAGGGCUCUCUAUCAUGCCUCCUGGUAGCAUCACGGGCAAUCUUGCGGAACCCCUCAUUGUUGCGGGCAUUGGAACUGUCUUCGGAGGCGUUGGCCUUUCAACAACGGUCACAGCGCAUCUGCUAGGUGGCAUUGGAGCGGCGGAAAGCACCGUCCCUGUCGGUACCUUGUUCGGGCUAUACGGAGCCCGACAAGGCGGCAAGGCGAUGGAUGCGUAUACCAAGGAUGUCCAAGACUUCGCCCUCAUCCCAAUGCACGGUUCCAUGCAGUCUGAGUUGAUCGACCCCAAGGACGUGCCUGCUGAGAACCGCCGAAUGCGAGUCACCAUCGGCAUCAGUGGCUGGACCACAGUACAGGACGACUUUCGACAACCCUGGAAAGUCCUGGGCCAACUGAACGAGGUUUACGCUCUUAGGUGGGAGCUGGAGGCUCUCAUGAAGGUGGGCAUUUCGUUGCAGACCGUCGUCAACAAUGCAGCUUGGAGCGCUGCAAAGAAGGAAGUCGUCAAUCGCACGGUCUUUGAAAGUCUGCAGAAGGCUCACUGGCCCACCGGACUCCUCAAGGCUAGCAAGGUCGUCGAUAACCCCUGGACAGUUGCGCUUGUGCGUGCGGAGAAGGCAGGUCAGGUCUUGGCGGAGAUUCUCACCAACAAGAUGCAAGGGGAGCGGGCCGUCAAUCUCAUAGGGUAUGGCAUUGGUGCUCGCAUCAUCUACACCUGCCUGAUGGCGUUGGCGGAGAAGCGAGCCUUCGGAAUCAUUGAGAAUGCCGUCCUGAUUGGCGCACCUUGCCCCUCCACAGUCCAUGUCUGGGCCUCAAUGAGAAGCGUCGUCGCUGGUCGCCUCGUCAACGUCUUCUCGAAGAAUGACUACCUCCUUGGCUUCCUUUACCGAAGCUGUGCCUGGCAGUACGGUGUUGCCGGUUUACAGACCAUCGCUGGUGUACCUAAGGUCGAGAACUCCGACUUCAGCAACAUUGUCGCCAACCACCUUCAAUACCAGUAUCUCGUUGGCAGCAUCUUGAGGCGUAUUGGCUGGGAGGACAUUGACUACGACCAAGUUGACAACGACGCGAACAAACUGGCUGUCAUGGUUCACCAGGAGAGAAAGCUCGACCAAGAGCGCGACGAGAAGGUCAAGGCUCGAGCCCUUCGGGAGCAGCAGGAGAAGGCAGCUCAGGAGAAGGUGGCUCGAGAGAAAGCGGCCCAGGAGGAGGCGGUCCAGGAGAAGGUGGCUCGAGAGAAGGCGGCUCGAGAGAAGGCGGCUCGAGAGAAGGCGGCUCGAGAGAAGGCAGCCCGGGAUAAGGCGGCUCGAGAGAAGGCGGCCAAGGACAAGGCAGCCAAGGAGAAGGCAGACAAGGAACUCAAGGAGAAGCCCGUGAACGUCAACAAGCCGGAGUCCUCGAAGGCAAAUGAUCCUUCAAAGCCGAGCGGAAACCGACCCGAGACGGGUAAGAAGCACGGCCGCAAGAAGGAGAAUCGCCGAUCUGGAGCUCAACCCUAA
Messenger RNA from Anthostomella pinea, 2625 nucleotides. NCBI's taxonomy places the organism in Eukaryota, Fungi, Ascomycota, Sordariomycetes, Xylariales, Xylariaceae. The record is from the annotation of a GenBank genome assembly.